Ylistrum balloti is the source of this 5191-nucleotide messenger RNA. Its product is annotated as MAP kinase-interacting serine/threonine-protein kinase 1-like. Gene Ontology annotation, molecular function: ATP binding; calcium/calmodulin-dependent protein kinase activity; calcium-dependent protein serine/threonine kinase activity. Gene Ontology annotation, cellular component: nucleus; cytoplasm. The record is from RefSeq and is a predicted model, not a curated record. The transcript is spliced from 7 exons. NCBI's taxonomy places the organism in Eukaryota, Metazoa, Mollusca, Bivalvia, Pectinida, Pectinidae. The coding region runs from base 169 to 1638 and encodes 489 amino acids. Gene Ontology annotation, biological process: peptidyl-serine phosphorylation; protein autophosphorylation; intracellular signal transduction.
GGAAAAUGGACGGACUGUAGUAAGAAACGAUUUCAGGUCUUUGGACCUUCGGACAGCCUAUGUUGGUCAACGGAUUUAUGCGAACGCAGUAUUAGUGAUUAGAUCUGGGAAAAAAGCACGUUUUGUGUUUAAAUUCUAUCGUUGUUACAUAAUUUUCAACGCACGUUUAUGAAAAUGUUGGAGGUUGAGCAUCAGGCUUGUUACAACUUAUCACCAAGAAGACCAUCCAGUCUAAUGUUAGAUCGGGUACUUGCUGCAUUGCCCUCGUUGGACAUGGACCCGAUAAUAGAAGAUAUGGAAUUGAGAAACAGUGAAAGUUCUAUGAACCGCCGUCCAUCCAGAAACAAGAAGAAGCGUCGAAAGGAGGAUGAACCAGCUAAAAAAUUCAAUGAUCUUUACACCUCGACUGGGGAAAAGCUGGGAAGUGGUGCUUAUGCAUCUGUAAACACCUACCGCAAAAAUACAACUCAGAAACAGUAUGCAGUAAAGGUUAUUGAAAAAGACUUUGGAAGAUCAAGAAAGAAAGUAUUUAAAGAGAUUGAAAUUUUUCACCUGUGCCAAAAUGAAGAGAAUAUUUUACGACUGCAUGAGUACUUCGAGGAGGAAGAAAGGUUUUAUUUGGUGUUUGAUUUGAUGCAAGGAGGAACACUUUUGAACAACAUUGAGAGGAGGGGCCAUGUGACAGAGUUUGAAGCAAGUCUGGUUAUUCGGGAUAUUGCCAAAGCUCUUCAUUUCCUCCAUAAGAAGGGAAUUGCCCACAGAGACCUAAAACCAGAGAACAUUUUAUGUGAGAAGAAUGAUGAGGUUGUUCCCAUCCGCAUUUGCGACUUUGAUCUUGCCAGUGGUGUGCCUAUCAAUAGUCAGAAUGAUAACUGCACCACUCCUGAACUCCUGACACCUGUAGGCUCAGCUGAAUACAUGGCACCUGAGGUUGUGGAUGCUUGGGUUGGAGAAUCCUUUUCCUAUGACAAGAAAUGUGAUCUUUGGAGUCUAGGAACAAUUUUAUACAUCAUGCUGUGUGGGUACCCUCCUUUUUAUGGACAGUGUGGAGAGGAUUGUGGAUGGGAAAGAGGUGAAGCCUGUCAGUCUUGCCAGGAAAAUCUUUUCACACGAAUUCAAGAUGGCAUAUUUGAAUUUCCUGAGAAUGAGUGGAGUGAGAUAUCAGAGGAAGCCAAAGAUUUAGUCAGAAAGCUACUGGUCAGGGACCCACGUAAAAGGUUGUCUGCAAAGGAAGUCCUAAAGCACCCCUGGGUGACAUCUCCUCCCCCUCCCACUCCACUUGCCACUCCAAGGAUCCUUACAAGAAAUAAUAGUACAAAAGAUCUGGAAUGUUUUGCUGGAGAAGCAGUCUCUAUCAACAGAAUGAUGCAACAGCAUCUACACAUCAACGAGACACCAUCUUUUUUCAUCGGCCAUAGAUCACAUGGUGGUGAAGACAGUCAGGAAGAUGAGGAUGAGUCUGAUGGUAGUCUUUACAAUGGAGGCUCUAUGGAAGUCCCCAGUAUCAAACUUUCACCUCCUUGUUCAGGUCUAGCUAGGCGUAGGGGAAACUUUUCCGAGGACAAUUCUGACAUCAGUAGUGAUAGUGGACUGUCUCUGCCAAGUUCACAUUCAUCAAACUAUGCUAUCAGUACAUAGUACUGGACUGAUGAAAGAACCAAGACUUUCUCAAGUGUGAAAGUGUUGUGGAUCAGAAGAGUGGUUAUGUUUGAUGAGAGAGAGUGUAUGCUCAUAAAAAGAUUAGCUAGUGUAAUUGAGAUUACUAUCAGGGAUUUUAUGUUAUGUCAAAAAAAGUGUAUUUCUCUGUCUUAACAAACAUGAGAAAAAAGUUUGACUGAUAUUCUUCAUACAAAAAACAGUUUAAAGGAAGAAAAAAUCCAUUGUCUUUCAGAUAGAUGAUUUAGGGAUAUUUGUGAUGAUCUUAUAUUUCCAUGAAACUCAAGGGGCAGUAUUUAAGUGCUAACACAGCAAUUACUGCUAAAAAGCUGAUUAAUCCAAGAUAAAGAGUUGUGAUUUUAUGUACUCUAGUUAAGCCCAUGUGUCUUUUUAUGUUUGUAGUUUAAUAAUUUGUUUUCACCUUUUUUUGUAAUUUUACAUGUUAUUUUAGUAUAAAUGUUUUUAUGUACUGUCUUGAGGUUGGGGUGGGAGUUGAAUUUUGGGGGAAAAUUGUUAUGUUUUGGCAUUAUCCACAAUUGUGAAACAUGAAGAACUUCAUUUGAAGGGAGCCAAAUUUUAUUGUGUUCAACAUUUGUGGAGUCGCUACUUAGAAAUUUAUCUUGUCUCAUGAGAUUGUCACCUGCUAACUAACCAAGCCAGCCAUGGCUGGAUAGUAUAAAAAUCAUCUGUUAUAUACCCUUUCGUCAAAUAUUACCUCUAUUACUGUUUGAGUUGCCUGCUAGUCGUAUCACAUUUUGUCGUAUGGUAACUGAUUUGUACUUUUGAAGAAAAAAAUAAACAUUCCAUUUCAAAUUAAUUUUCAGUGUUCUAUAAAAUGGUCAUUUCAUUGAAUGGAUUGGAGGCCCUUCUAUUUCAUGAUUCCAAUAAGUGUUUUGAAAAUUUGAUCAGCAUCCUGUUUUGGAUUUUAAUUUUAAUUUGGUAUAAAGUGAAACUUGUGCUCAUAUAAGGAACUAAAACUUGAUGUAAAAAAUAUUUCAUUUUAAUAAAGGCAAAAUUAGGACACCAAUACUUGAUAUAGUUGUAUAACAUUUAGAUAGUUUUGCUCAAAAGAGAAAGAAAAAUUGUUUUAAGAAAUUCAUAACCCUUAGACACUAUAUAAUAUAAUUUCAUUUUACGUUUGAUAUAUGGGAAUUAUGUGUUGUGUAUGUGCGUUUUUUUGUAGCAGAACACAAGUGCCAUUCCAUUUCAUUCUUAAUAACAUCAGACUUUAAAGGUGCAUGGAAAAUAUAUAUACACUUAUAUAUAUAUAUAUAUAUAGAAAAUACUAUAUUCUUGUAUUUUUGUUUGAAAUAUUGUUGGAAAAAAUUCUGUGCUUUAAAGUUACAAAUGUUAUUCCAACUCUGUUGAAAUGAAUAAUUGUUUCUCUACUAGUUACAGAUUUCAUAUGCAAUGUAGAUGCUCAUCUUUGAGUUCAACUUGCUUAUUAAGCAAUGUCAGUUAAUAAUGUGUUCACAGUUUUGCAAUGGCAGCCGAUCAAGAAAUUAGAAAUACUGCAAUCUUUAAAAUAUAUCAUUUCAUGCUACAGUAAAUGUCUUUGAAUUUUUUUAAUGUCAGUUUUCAAAAUAAAAUUUAUCUUAAAAUUUUGAACAAAUCUUUGCUGAAUUGUAAAUAUGUUUUAGGUUUUGAAAUAAUGAAUUUUUAUAUUUGAAAAUUUAUUUUCUUACCAAGGUUUCAAUAUAUAUUUACUUUUAACAUCUUCGUUCAAAUACAAAGGCAUUUACUAUAGACUCACUCAAACAGCAGUUUUGAUUUGUUUUCAACCAAAUCAUUUACUUUUCCACUCAUAGUGGUUUAUACAAUGUCAUUCAUUCCAAGGAAACCUAAAUACCAUAACAAACAACCUCAUCAUAUCGUUCAGACAUUCAUAUCUGUGUACAUGUGUUCAUGUAAGAUUGUGACAUGGAGACAAUGUGAUAUUACUGGCAAUAAGAGUUGUAUCCAGGCUUUAAACAUAGCUAUGGUUGCAGCAUUUGUGCUAGACUGUUACUGCGAAUUCAUGACCAAAUCUCAAGUGUGAGAGUGAUGUUGUACUGGACUACUGUACAUAGUGUACAUACAUGUAUAUAGACUUGACAUUUUGGUCCCGAAAAAUGGCAUGUAAAAAGGAAAAUCUUGCUUUCAUAUGUAUAUAUAUUCAGUGAUCUCAAAACAAAAAUAAAACAAAAAAAAAGUAAACAAAAAUGACAAAUAUAGUGUACAGCAUAUCAAAGUUCUGUGAGCUAUCUGUUGACUACAUACAUGUACAUUAUUGUCGUGUGGCUUGUAUGAAAGAAAUGCUCUUAAGAUCAUUGUAAAAAUAUUGGUUCAGAUUUCAUUUUAUUCUAAAAUUGAAGAUCUAUUGGUAAGAUAUUAGAUUUGAAAUCAGAGAUUUUUUUUAGUUUUGAUAUUUGCAAAAGAAGUUAUUCAUAUCAAAAGUAAUUUUUGUAAAUGGAGCAAAAUGUUAACCUAUUUGGAGUGACUUUUCAAAAAAGAUCAUUUCUAAGUAUAUGUUUAUACAUACUAUGAUUGAUGUCUUGUGUUGAUAAUUUCUCACAUUGGCAUGGUCUAUGAAACAUGCCAAAUACUACAUUGUUUAGAAAGUAUUGGUAUUAAUAUGUAAGAUAAGUGUGAAAUGGUUGGAUUGCAAAGACAACUCAAUUUUGGACACAAAGUGUCGGGGAAAAAACUUUAUUAAAUUAAGCAUAAACAUAAUACAUAUUUCGGAAGGGUCAUAGCCAAUUUCAAAUUUCUGUUUUGGCAGCUUCAUCUCUAUAAAGCUUAACUAUUGGUUAUAUCUGGUUUUAAUUGUACAAGGAAAGUACUUUACUUCCAUUUUUGCAUUUCAUUGAAUCAGCAAUCGUACAGUGUUGCAUGGGAUAUACUUAAAGACUUGAUGUUUAGGUUAAAAGUUACCAUGCUGGAAGGUAGAUUUCCUGUGAUAUUAUAUGAUGUGUUCAGCUGUGAUUAUUGAAGGUCGUGUAGACUCAAGUAUUUGACUGUUAAAUCAUUAUUACAAAAUCAGUUUUCAAUUGAUUCCUGAAUUUGAAAUUAUUUGUUAUAAGAAAUUCAAUUUUUUAUUCAUUGAAAAAUUCGAACAUUUUUUCUGUUAACUUGUGCUGAUUGAAACAUUCAUUUUUAUAAUUCAAUCAAUCAGUGUUCAAAUUCUAUCAAGUGACAGUUUAGGAACAGUCAUUACAUAUCAGAUAGUAUUAGUUUUCUAACAUGUUCUUGUAUUUUUCUUGUUGGUGCAAAUGAAGCUAUUGCGAUACAUUCAACCAAAUCUUCAAAGCAAAUUGCUUUUCAUAAUUGGAUUGUGUGAAAUUAAAUUGACAAGUUACAAAGUAUAGUAACAAAAUGAGAGUCGAUAGCAAGUAUUUGUUAUUCUUAUGCUAUCAGGUUUGGCAACUCAACAGAAUUAGGAAUCUUAAAAAGGGUGAUUUUUGAUAAGGUACCAAAUGUAGUGACAAAGCAUUUGAUUAACUUGUGAAAAAUUGUUUUUAUCGAUGCAUUGAGAAAUAAAGUACUUUGAAUUCUA